GUUGUUGCUGGCUUUGCUGCCGCCGCCAACGCACACGCCACAUGGCAGUACCUCUGGAAGAACGGGGAGGACCUUGGCAGCACCUGUGUUAGGAAGGUUCCGUCCAACAGCCCUAUCGAGGACUACUCUAGCACCGCGCUGCAGUGCAAUGUGAACCCAGCUGAUGCGGAGGGCAACUGCGAGUUUGCGGCUGGUGACACAGUCACUAUCGAGAUGCACCAACAUGACAGCCGCUCAAGCACGGAGGAGGGCAUUGGAGGUGCUCACUGGGGCCCUGUUCUUGCUUAUAUGGCUGCCGUUGAGGAUGCUGCUGCUGCGACUGGUGCAGAGGGCUUCUUCAAGGUGUACCAGAACACUUGGGCCAAGGCACCUGGAUCGACUCAGGGCGACAAUGACUUCUGGGGUACCAAGGACAUGAACUACAACGGUGGAAAGCUUGACUUCAAGAUCCCCGCCGACCUCGCCCCUGGCGACUACCUCCUCCGUGCUGAGGCAAUCGCUCUGCACGCCGCCAGUGCCUCUGGAGGUGCCCAGCACUACGUUUCGUGCUACCAGCUCACUGUCACCGGCAGUGGUUCAUUGAAGCCGACCGACACCGUCACCUUCCCGGACGCAUACACCAAGACCGGCCCUGGCCUUGGGUUCAACAUCCACGCUCCUCUUGACAGCUACCCUGCGCCGGGUCCUGCUCUCAUCGAAGGCGGAACUGAGGCUACUCCC
Messenger RNA from Paraphaeosphaeria sporulosa, 720 nucleotides. RefSeq lists its product as uncharacterized. The transcript has 2 exons. The record is from RefSeq and is a predicted model, not a curated record. The annotation marks the transcript as partial. Lineage: Eukaryota; Fungi; Ascomycota; Dothideomycetes; Pleosporales; Didymosphaeriaceae.